ACCUGCAUACUACCUUAACCUCCAUCUAUAAAUUGUCUCUCCAAAUUUACAAUCUUCUCUUUGUUUUUCUUGGUGUCAAGUCCCUUAGUGAAAGAGGCAACCUCAAUCAAUGUAUUAUUCUCUGCCAACCACAAACACUUAACAAAUUCUUUAAUAUUUUACCUUUGUUUGUUCUGAUGGCUUUAGCCUCCACCAAAGAAGCCUCUCUGAGGCGACUAGGCGAGCUUCUUGACGAGCAGCAAGAGCCGUUUGUGCUAGAAAUCUACCUCCUCGAAAGAGGGUAUGGUAUCAGAAAAAGCAUGGAGUUACAGGGUGGUUGUUGCUCAAGUACCAUCAACAAAAAUUUCGAGGAUAGUCCGAUGAAGCAGUUGUUGAAGAAGUCUUGGAGUUAUCAUAUUGGAGCAAAUCCUGUAUCAAGGAAAAGGGCCUUGCAAUUCUCGAGUAUGGCUAAAACUCUUGUUAGUAAACUUGUUAGGAGGAAGUCUAGAAGAAAAGAGGAAGUUGUUGAAUCAGCAGGGAGAUGUUCUGCUGUUAGUGAUUCCACUACACUGUCGAAUAAUACUUGGUCUGAGAGUGAUAAAGAUGGAGAGAUUAUCAGCAUGUCAACUCCUGCCAAGCACAAGAAUACUUGUGUGGAGUCAACUCCGGAUAGUGUGAUGAAUGAAUGGAAAUUAGUCCAAGAAAACAAGCAGUACAGCCCAGAUUCUGUCCUUGAUCUUCUUCAGUCCAUCCCAGUCUAUAAAGUGAGACAGUCUCAUGAGGGGAUUCCAAGGUUACAGAGAAAAGUGUCAGAGGAUGCAAUUGUGUCGGCCUCGCUGUGGGAACUGCUAGUGCAGUUGAGAGAGAAGCCAAAGAAGGAAGGGGCUGAGUAUAUGAAUACUAAGAAAGCCUUGCAUAGAAGUCGUCAACUGAUGUUCGACUGUGUGAGAGAGGCAGUCGAAAAUGGGAAGCAACAGAAGCGCAGCAGCCACAGAGAAAAAGGACUGAAAAUGGGACCUGAUGAAAUUGGCAAGUUUAUCUGCAGAAACUUGAAAGAAUGGGGUAAACUGUCUGCUGAUGAAACAAACAUCAAACAGGUCCUAACAAUGGACUUAUUAAGUGAUGAAUGGAAAAGAGAAAUUGUUGCUGAUAUUGGAAAUGGUAUCAUUGAUGACAUUACAGAACAGAUAAUCAGAGACAUGAUUGACCCGUAAUCAGUACUAACCUAUGUUACCCGGAUUUGGAAACUCAUAUCAGACAUGCUACGUGUACAAGUGGGUGUCAAAACCGGCUGUUUUAUCUAAAUAUUCAUGUUUUUGGUCCAAAAUCAAGUGUUGAAAUGUCCAUAUAUCCAUCCCAUGAUGAAUUGUGGAGGAUCCAUCAUGGGUAUACCUAGAGGCUAGAGAGUACAUGUAACAUGUAUUAACAACUUCAAUGUGAAUAUAUGAGACCUUCUUUUUGUGGGGAAUGUAUAGAUUUAGAAUGUAUUUACGUUGAGAAAAGAAGAUUAGUUUAUGGAUGUUGAUGUCAUUAACUCAACCACCAACAAUAAUUAAAGUGAUGCAGACAGAUCUUGGUGCUCAUUUAGAA
This is a messenger RNA of Spinacia oleracea (spinach), 1569 nucleotides long. RefSeq lists its product as uncharacterized. The transcript has 3 exons. Lineage: Eukaryota; Viridiplantae; Streptophyta; Magnoliopsida; Caryophyllales; Amaranthaceae. The record is from RefSeq and is a predicted model, not a curated record. Bases 177 to 1193 code for a protein of 338 amino acids.